Messenger RNA from Priapulus caudatus, 2347 nucleotides. RefSeq names its product vesicular, overexpressed in cancer, prosurvival protein 1-like. Lineage: Eukaryota; Metazoa; Priapulida; Priapulimorpha; Priapulimorphida; Priapulidae. The transcript is spliced from 4 exons. Bases 42 to 584 code for a protein of 180 amino acids. Gene Ontology annotation, cellular component: cytoplasmic vesicle membrane. The record is from RefSeq and is a predicted model, not a curated record.
GGUAAGCGCAGCUGAGGGAGUAGACGUCAAACAGGAGGGAUAUGAUUGUAUUCAAGGUUGAAGGGAAACUCUGCAAAUAUUUCACGUAUGAAGGCUUGGUCAAAAGAUUUUACUGCACGACAUAUGAGUACUGCUGCGACACGCAGUGCUGUACAAGCGGCGUCUCCUUCUACUCGCUCUGGUACUUCUGGUUCUGCAUGCUACUGAUGAUUCUCAUCUGCACGGGCGGCGGCUACUGGUACAAGCGACGCUACUACACGCAACACUAUCCGUCGUCGUUGGCCACCAUUAGCAUGUUCUCCGGUGGAUCCAUCCCGAUCAGGCAGACGACAACAAUAUACUCCACGUCAGGUCCUACGAACCACACGAUGAUACACAACGGCCCCCGACAUGCCAGCCAGCAGGGAUGCACACUGUCACAACUGGCACAGCCUGCGUCACACCACACUAUCUAUCCCCCACCGAUGACAAGCCAACCACCCAUCUACAUUCCUCAAGCCCCGCCAUAUUCCUAUCCUGGGCAGGCCCCACCUAGCUAUGAAUCGUUGUAUAAAAACCAGGGAUUGCCAGCUGCUUGUCCAUAGGUCAAGAAAAGCCUGGCAGGUAAAAAUGGGUGCAGGCCAGAAUUAUUACGUAAAGUAGAUUAAAUAUUGUAAAGACUAAAAUUCCCUAUUCUUACCCUUCUAUCUUUCCUCCAUUGUACAAAGCCCUUACCACACGUAUUUGUUUUUCACCAGUGAUCUUUCAAUAAGAAUAUCUGCCACCAACCUGCCACAGUGCAUCGUCAGAUCUCAGAACUGCCAAAAAUUCAUAUCAAUUUGUGAAUGCAAAUUCAGGCAUAUUGUGUAUAUUGUAACAGUAACUUUAUCAAGCAAAUGAGAAUGUAUAUAUUUAUUAUAUGGUAAUAUCUUUGAAUGACACCAAUUCCCAAAUUACAAUUAUAAUUAAUACGGUCCUAUAAUAUGACCCGUAGUUGUUUACUUGUAGUUAUUUAUGCUUCAUAGUUGUCUUUUAUCUCACUUUCUUGAAUACCUGUAUUUAUGUAUUGUAACACAAAAGCAUAUUGUCUCGACAUUUUUGUGAUAUAGCUAUAGCAAAUACUCUGUGGUUAUACAGCUUGAUAAGCCUUCAUAAAAAUGCUAUGGUAAAUGCUAAACCAUGGUAAUAGCUAUACAUAACAUCAGCAGUACUGUCACAACUUUGCUGCUAUUGUGUAACCACCAUGGAUGCUGGCAUUCUAAUUUAGCUUUAAUAUUGAACGCCAGACCUGGAACCCCAGAACAUGUAUCCACAUGGUAUUUUUAGCAGGUAAUCAUUCCCUUGUUGAAGAGCUACAUGAUCAUAUUGUAGUUGAGGCCUAUCUGUUGAUGUUCACAUAAUCCAUAUUGAUGGUCCAUAUUGAUGUGCCACCAUGAUGGCUCAGCAAGAGCUUGUCGAAACUAUAGUUAGGAUUUGGAAUUUGUCCUUACAUUCCAAACAUUGCCAUCUUCAAAUAUGCACAACAGUAGCACGGCAUGAGCACUGGUUGAGGCUCACUCAUCAUUGUAGUUGUUAGAAAGACAUCUGCCAUCGAGCAAUUAAAUCUCGUUCGUGACCCGAUUCACAAAAUGCGCGAAAAACGGCUCACGGUAUAUUCGAAAUGUGCAAUGUUUCAAAGUCAGUAUUUUCUCGAGAUUUAGUAUUAUUAAAGUGGCUUGUGUAAUGUACACCCAACGAUUGCAGUUACCUGCAGCAUAGAGCAUGCCAAACCUAGUAAAUUAAUUAACAGAAUGGUAUUUAAUCGACUAAAAUUUUAGUCAAUAGCAAUAGCUGUUUGUUAAUGUUGAAAAAAUAACUACUCAUAUAGUGCAGUUUUAUAAAUUGUUGAAACUCUCCGCCAUGUCCACGAUUGACGUGUUGUGUACUUUGGUACAAUAGUUAAGUAUUCAUGUGUUGCAUUUUCAAUUCACCUAAUAACAUGUACUCAAGACUUAUCAAUGACAGAAUAUCAAAUCGUUAUAUUAUAUAUCAUAUCGUAGGUUAGAAUUGAGAGCAGAGAACAUAGAUCAACCCAAUUGAAAAAAAGAUUAAAUGCGAUUUGACUGGAUUUAUUCAUAAAAUAAAGUUAUCCAUGAAGAAUUGCAACCAGAAUCUCUAUUGUAGUAUAUUGUAUGUAUUCGAGAAGUUCGGAAAGUGCAAUAUUCUCAUUACUGUCAUAUGAAAAGAUUAUAUUGUUCCUCAAUAUUUGAUAUAUGCUUUGGUUGGUUGGUACGAGCAUGUAAAAUAAUGUCCUCAGAUGAGAAACAAUCCUGUAUGUAAAUGAAUUCAUUGUUAUUUAUGGUUAAAAUAUAAACGUUUAAUAACUUCA